AUGGAUCCCAUGGAUGAAUCACCCCCAGCUCCGGCAAAUGUCUCUCGGACUCCAAAUCACCCAAGAUCACGCGGCGGAAUAUCCGACGUCCAGAAAAAGGCCCUUCGCGACUGGGUUCGGAGCCACGAAACCCGACCAAAGCAUACAGCCUGCAUCGACUGGUUUGAACGCACCUACCAAAGGCACAUCAACCAAUCCAGCGUGUCCCUCAUCCUGUCAAAGAGAUACGAUCAUCUCGAUGCGGGGCCCGUGAGCUCCGCCAUGCGAAAGCAAACCCCCCAAUGGCCUGUCCUUGAGAAAGAGCUAUCUGAAUGGCUUCAACGAAUGCAAGAUGCCGGACGAACGGUCAGUGGCGAUUGGAUCAUCGCUAAAGCACGCGAAAUAUGGCCUCGGAUCAACCAAGAUGAUCAGCCCGUGCCUAUGUUCAGCCAAGGCUGGCUGACGAGGUUUAAGAACCGAUUUGCCAGUCGCGUGCCCGAUGGAACGGAAGUUGAACAUCUGGCAGCUCCGUCAAAAAGCAGGAAGGAGUUAAACGGACUGCGCGCAUUUUGUGGAGAAUUCAUGCAGGAAGACAUUUACAGCAUGGAUGAAACCGGCCUAUUGUGGCGAAAAGCCCCAUUCGAUGCUAUCCAGAACGAGGACCAGUCAUCACUCGAUAAAGAACGGUCUCGUGUCUGUUUGAUCGUGUGUACGAACUGCACUGGAGGGGAUCGACUUCCGCUCUGGGUGGUCGGCCACAAGGAAACGCCCGAACCGCUGCGCUUUCUCAAUCUCCGAGCCAUAGAUUGUCAGUGGCGCUAUAACCAAAAGGCGUGGAUCUCUACGACCAUCAUGUCGGAGUGGCUGCUGUCAUUCUACGAGCACGUCGGUGAAAGAAGAGUUCUACUCUUACUAGACGACUCUCAAGCCCACCAGGCGGCUGUCGAGUCUACUCCUCCGCCGGCAAACGUCCACAUCCAAAUCUUCUCCGCGCAGGCCGGUGGAGUCAAGCCACCUCUGAACCAGGGUAUAACCCGGAAUCUGAAACAACACUACCGCAAACGCUACCUCUCAUACAUGGUUGCAGGUUUCCAGGCUGGUCAAAGUCCCGUCCACACUAUGAGUCUGUACUAUACGCUCAGUUGGAUCACUCAAAUUUGGCGCUGGGACGUCACAAACGCAACGAUCUUCAAAGGAUUCAGACGGAGUAAUCUCAUCGAACCGCAACUGAGUAUUCUUGCUUCACCCAAGGUACCCGGAAUGCGCGACCUCUACAAUGCCGUGAUUCAAUACAAUCAAAGUGGUCAACCACCAACUUCUCUGGAGCAAUUUCUGGAUCCUUUGGGAGAAGACGGAGACGAGCAGUUGAAUGAGGCAUCAUGGCCCUCCCCAGACUCACAGACCGCGGAACUGGAUGAGGCUUUCACCAUUAUUCCGGCCAGUGAAUUUUUGCCUUCGCCACAAACCGUCAUCACGGGCAUUGAAAGGAUAAUGCGAUACAUGGACCAUCACAAGAUUGGGACUGCGGAUCAGAUUCAACUUCUGGAGGAGCUUGAGAUAAUGGCCGAGAGAGAUAUAAUGAACUCUCUGGGUAGUUGA
Molecule: messenger RNA, 1578 nt
Organism: Penicillium cinerascens
Lineage: Eukaryota; Fungi; Ascomycota; Eurotiomycetes; Eurotiales; Aspergillaceae
Exons: 1
Coding region: 1-1578 (525 amino acids)
Cellular component (GO): nucleus
Molecular function (GO): DNA binding
Source: RefSeq, a predicted model, not a curated record